Messenger RNA from Phycomyces blakesleeanus NRRL 1555(-), 429 nucleotides. RefSeq lists its product as hypothetical. Bases 1 to 429 code for a protein of 142 amino acids. NCBI's taxonomy places the organism in Eukaryota, Fungi, Mucoromycota, Mucoromycetes, Mucorales, Phycomycetaceae. The record is from RefSeq and is a predicted model, not a curated record. The transcript has 6 exons.
AUGAGCGCAUACAAAGUGAAAGGCAGAGACAGAGACAGAGACAGAGACAGACAGAGAUUAGGCGGAAAUAUGGAUAGCUUUAUUUUCCUUUCAUUCUUAAAUAGACAAUCUAUCAAAAAAGGAUUCUUAUUUCAAAAACCGUCAUACUUUGAGGGAUUUUUUCAAGCAGCCUAUGAGAUGAAUAUUAUACAUUUGUUGUAUGUGUUUUACCCUGAGAUGCUAUAUGCAAAAGGUAGUGCUACUGUCUUUUACUGUGAGGUAGGACUUUGUGUUGUGUCGGCAAAGAAAUAUCCAGAAAAUCGGCGUCAAACCCGUCCCAGUGGAAUGCGGGAUUUUCCCGGGAGAAGAAGAAGCAGAAAGGGAAAAAGACACAAGAUACAAUUGCGUAUCAAUGACAUUCAUUCACUCACUCAUUAUUACCUGAGUUAA